AUGCUAAAACUCAAUCUAAAGCGCUCACACAUUAUUCAAAUAGUUGCAGUCAGCAUUGUCCUGUUGUUUUUGGUGAUAUUUGUUCCAGUUUCUACCAUCCUGAAUAAUAACGAGGCCAACAAAAAGCUUCAACAAGUAGCUACCGUCAAUGGCGAUCCAUUCUCGAUUCUUUCUAAUGGAACUCCCUUUGAUGGCAUACUUAUUAUGGGCAACGUCACCAAUGUCGAUGUUGCUGGAUUCAAUUUCAAAGUGCACUUCAACGCUUAUCCCUGGGGUACAUACAGUCUACAAGACAAUUCCACCAACUAUGCUUACAACCGACUUGCUAGUGAUGUUUUACUGAUUGUCGGUGGAAAGCAAACUGCCAUGAAGCAAGGGUCUAUUAUUCCAUCAUUUGAUAUAGCUAUUCCUAUCGAUGUAGGCCAGCCCAACUUGUAUCCAUUUGACAAGUACAAGACAUACUUUGAUAUCGCUUCGUAUCGGAACAGUUUUUUCAAUCAAAGCGUUCCUCUAGUAGCUGGUAUUGUCGGAGCUGUUCAGUCGUGGACCGUUGCACUUGAAAUUGCAAAUGCUGGUGGAACUAGCGGCAUUAUUAUUGUAGAUACAUUCAUUGAGCGAUCUUGGACCACAAAGUUCUUUUCCAUGAUUGUAGUGAUCAUCAUGUGGGCUCUAUCGCUAUCUGCCUUUACUUUAACCAUUACACUUUGGCUACGAGAUCGUAAAGUUGAGCCACCUACAAUCUCCAUUACAGCAUCACUCCUUUUUGCCUUGCCUGCUCUGCGAAAUUCUCAACCAGGCGCACCUGUGAUUGGAAGCUCUGUUGAUGUUGCCGGGUUUAUGUGGAAUAUGGUUCUUGUCGCUGUGUCUUGUCUACUGCUAAUUAUCAAUUACAUUACGAAAUACAAGCGUGACAAGGUCAGAUCAGACCCUCCUAUCAACGGAUCUUCGAAUACAACCCUCGCUUCCGAACCCCAUUCUACUGUUGUAAAAGUCACUGGUAUGCAACCAACCUAUUCUCCACAAGAGCAUGGGUUUUCUCCACAUCGUAAUGGUCAGAGCCAAGCCAUGAGCAAUACCCAAAAUACUCUAUACGAUUCCCGGUCCUAA
This is a messenger RNA of Batrachochytrium dendrobatidis JAM81, 1107 nucleotides long. RefSeq lists its product as uncharacterized. The record is from RefSeq and is a predicted model, not a curated record. The transcript has 3 exons. NCBI's taxonomy places the organism in Eukaryota, Fungi, Chytridiomycota, Chytridiomycetes, Rhizophydiales. Bases 1 to 1107 code for a protein of 368 amino acids.